GUAUGUUUUGCUUUUCCGUUGUAAGAUGGCGCAGUAUAUUGACGACUUCAGUUUUGUUUUAAGCGCUCUGAUUGUGAUGUAGUAUAGGUACUACGAAUUGUUAUAGUCACUGUAAAUGACAUUUUCAGAACAAUUUAAACCUACUAUUUACACCACAUACUAAUCAUACAGAAUGUUUUUAAUAUAAAAUUUAAGUUAGACUACAAAUUUAUGUGAUUUCCUGUGCACGAGGUAUUUGUAGUUUGUGGCAAGAGGCUUAUACUGUUUUCAUCUCUUGAUCUGUGUUAUAAUCAGUCGAUUUGACAUUGUGGUGUUAAAGAAAUAUGUGUAUGUACCCACAUAAAUAUUAUAAUAAUCGGUUGGUAUGUUUCAAACAAUCUGUAGUAAGGAGUUAUAUGAUGAGUUCGUUCGUACGGAUCCUGAGGAAAUGUGAGGUUAAGUGUAUAUAUAGCUAUCAUAUUUAUCUAGAAAGUGAAGUAAAAAAUUAUCGCUAGUUAUGGUGUGUAUAAAUUGCCCGCUGUGCUGUAAGCACGAACUUCAGUCCUUUAGCGAACUAAAGGAACAUUUAACUCAUUAUGCUGCCGGUUUCUUGCAAUGUCCUCUGUGCGACCAUAGUAGUACUGGACUAGAGAAAUUAAUACUGCAUUUAAAUGCACACGAUAUACAAUGUGAAGAACAUGAGGAAAAGGAGAAAAUUUACGCGAUUGGAGAAAACUUUGAGAAUGAUAUAAUAAAAAAUGAUGGGCAAGUGGAAAUUGCAGCAGAAACCAUAAGUUCUUGCAAUAUUACAGAAGGUGAAAUGGUCAUUGUGACAGAGUGUGAAGUGGCCAGUGUGAUAGAAUGCGAAGAGGCAAACAUGUUAGAGUGUAAUGUGACAAAUGUGGAGCAUUAUAAUGAACAUCUUCAAAAUGAUGUUCAGGUGCAGAUACAGGAAUGUAUGGAACAAAUGCAGGAGUGUUUAAAUAAUGCAAACAAUUUACAUUCAGUUAACCAUGUGACAACAGAUUAUUCCCCAACAUUUGCAGUAGAUAAUGACCAAGAGACAAAAGAAGGCAACAUGGAAGUGUCCAGCAAGGCUAUGACUAGUGCAAGUGAUGAAUCACAGUAUACCUGUGGAAUGUGUGGAAUCAAUUUAAAAACAAUGGAUUUUCUUGAAGAACAUGCAUUAAACGUUCAUGGAAUAAAAUACAUUGUUAUCGAGGGAAGUAACGGAGAUUCAUUUGGAAAACAUGCAGACAAUGCUGUACUUGAUUCUUUCAAUGGUCAACACAUAGAGCUGAGAGAAGGAAGGCCUAAAGAAAUCUGUGCUCCAAAAUUUUGCCCCAAAACUCGACUUCGUUGGAUCCUGCCAAAACCUUUAACCAAAGAAACCAAAGACACUGUCCUCUUUUGCAAUAAAGUAAGUGAAACUAAUAGAAUUGAUUGCCAUCUGUGCGGCAAGCAGUUUGAGAAGCAGAGCAAGUAUGACAUUCAUAAAUAUGUGCACCUGGACCGGAAACAUUGGCCACUGGCAUGCCCUUUGUGCCAGAAACAUUUCAUCACCAAAAGUGCCUACAUUCGACACCUUCUGAGCGUGCAUGAAGUAGAUAAGACUCCAUCAAUUCUAAAAAUUAUUGCAAAGUCUGUACCUUGUGGUGUCUGUGGUAAACACUAUAAGAAUGCUGGCCAUCUCAGAAGACACGUCAUCGUUCAACAUGAAGCAUCUGGAGAAGCUUCAACAAAAGCCAUCAAGUGUGAGCAGUGUGAUAAACUGUGUUCGUCCGAAGGAGAGCUCCAGCGACAUGUGGAUCGCAUCCACCUGAAGGUACGCCGAUGUCUGUGCACUGUGUGUGGAAAGAAGUUCUUUGAUGGUAGUGCUCUCAAGGCCCAUUCAAAAAUCCACUGGGAAGUCAAGCCUUACCCUUGUGGAUACUGCGAUAAACGAUUUGCAGACACAUUUGAAGUGAAGCGUCAUGAGAGGGGACACACAGGUGAGAAACCCCAUGUGUGUGAGAUAUGUGGAAAGGCAUUCCGUCAGGGCUACUUCCUGAAUGUCCAUUUGCGUAGCCAUACAGGUGAGAAACCGUAUGGUUGUAACAUCUGUGGAGCGGCAUUCACAUGCAAGUCAACGCUGCGAAAUCAUAAGCUCAUUCAUGUGGAUGUGAAGACAUUCGACUGUACUCACUGCCAUAAGUUAUUCAGAACAUCUGUACAGCUUUACAACCAUGUGAGACUUCAUACACGUCCUUUCAAGUGUGAAGUCUGUUCCAAGGGCUUCAGCUCACGCGUUAUCCUAAGCAGACAUGUGCGGACACAUGAGAAGAACUACAAGUGCCAAAAAUGUGGUACUGAAUUCACUGCUUUGCUUAAACUCAGUAAGCAUGAGAAAGAAUGUUGUGUUCUUGUAAGUAACAUUACAUAUGAUCUGUCCCUUUCUGGGUAAAGAAAUGGUUCCUCUUUUAUAUAUGUAUAUAUAUAAUUUUCAUGUAAUUUCCUGUUAUAUAAGUUUGCAAUACAGAACAAGUUGCAUAUGGGGGUGGUUUUGUUUUCUUGCUUAAUGGUGCCUUGAAAUAUUCAGUGGCUGAGGCUUAGUUGUACUGGUUACAGCCACAAAAAUAUUUUCCUUUAUUUAGACAGACCUUUGUACACAUUCCUCAUAUUUAUCCAGAAUUAAAUAUAUAUUACAAACCACUGGAAAUUCUUUGAAUUUGAGGUCCACACAGUGGUGACCGUGAAAAGUACAGUCUUCUGGGAUUCAAUGCAGUGUAUUCCAGUAGAAGUUCACAGACCUGAAACUCAAAUUAGUAGAAGCAAUGUACAAUACCAUAAAUUCAAGAUGCAGGACUAUAUAUUUGAUAAAGGUAAAGCUAUC
Molecule: messenger RNA, 2851 nt
Organism: Cryptotermes secundus
Lineage: Eukaryota; Metazoa; Arthropoda; Insecta; Blattodea; Kalotermitidae
Product: zinc finger protein 596
Exons: 1
Coding region: 497-2422 (641 amino acids)
Biological process (GO): regulation of transcription by RNA polymerase II
Cellular component (GO): nucleus
Molecular function (GO): RNA polymerase II cis-regulatory region sequence-specific DNA binding; DNA-binding transcription factor activity, RNA polymerase II-specific
Source: RefSeq, a predicted model, not a curated record